Molecule: messenger RNA, 1368 nt
Organism: Medicago truncatula (barrel medic)
Lineage: Eukaryota; Viridiplantae; Streptophyta; Magnoliopsida; Fabales; Fabaceae
Product: RHOMBOID-like protein 2
Exons: 5
Coding region: 235-1194 (319 amino acids)
Biological process (GO): proteolysis
Cellular component (GO): membrane
Molecular function (GO): serine-type endopeptidase activity
Source: RefSeq, a predicted model, not a curated record
CAUCCACUCCACUUCCUUUUCAAGAGUACAAAACUGAACAUUCCAGUUAAGUUAAAACCCCUUAAUCACAUGCAAAAUCAUUGGUGUCCAAAUUUCAGCAGUUAUUAGUUACACAAUUAGUGGAAUUGCCUUAAGCACUCCACUAUUAGGUAUUUAUCACCCACUCCUCCACCCUUUCAUUCUCUAUAUGCACCGUUUUACUUUGAAUAUUGGCUUUGUUUUUUUGAGAGAGUUAUGGACAACAAAAAAAUGAAUCCUAGGAGAGAUGUUGAAAGUGGCAGGACAAAAAACAAUUGUUCCUAUGUUUAUGUUGCUGAGACUCAUAGAGAGUCAUGCUCAUGGCUUGUACCUGCUUUUGUGUUUGUUAAUAUUGUUGUUUUCAUUGUGGUCAUGGGCAUCAACAAUUGUCCUAACACCACUUUUGGUUUUCAUAAACAUCAUCAUCAUUGUGUUGCUAGGUUUCUUCACAGGUUCUCUUUUCAGCCUUUUAGGGAGAAUCCAUUGCUUGGUCCUUCUUCCUUAACAUUAAUCAAGAUGGGAGCUCUUAGAUGGGUUAAUGUUGUGCACCAGCAUCAGGAAUGGAGACUUUUCACUUGCAUUUGGUUACAUGCUGGAAUUAUUCACUUGCUAUCAAACAUGUUAUGCCUGGUCUUGAUCGGCAUUCGCCUCGAGCAACAAUUCGGGUUUGUGAAGAUUGGAUUGAUAUACCUAUUGUCUGGAUUUGGAGGGAGUGUAUUUUCUUCAAUUUUUAUCAGAAAUAGCAUUUCUGUUGGGGCUUCCAGUGCUCUUUUUGGACUCCUUGGAGCAAUGAUAUCAGAACUUCUUACAAAUUGGACUAUAUACUCCAACAAAGUGAUGGCAUUGCUCACCCUUCUUGUUAUGAUUGCCAUCAACCUCACUAUUGGCCUUUUGCCGCGCGUUGAUAACCUUGCUCACAUUGGAGGACUUGUGGUAGGUUUUUUACUUGGUUUCAUUUUGCUACCGCGUCCUCAAUAUGAUGGUGUUCUCCGGAAAUCAAAAUACAAUGCUUACCAAUUUGUUCUAGGGAUUGUGUCUCUAGUUCUCUUGACUGCUGGGUUAUCAUUUGGAUUAGUGAUGCUGUUCAGGGGUGAGAAUGGAUAUGAUCACUGCCAUUGGUGUCACUACCUAACAUGUGUGCCAAGUUCCAGAUGGGAAUGCAACAGUAACACUUAAAACUGAGAGGGCUUAUGGUUUUAACCUGAAAUUUCUUUCUUCUAUGUAUAGCCAUAGCUCUUAGAAAUCGAAAUUUGAAGUCUUUUUUCGUUUGUUACUUUGGUCUGUCUUUGUGGUUUUAUAUCUACUUAGAACAGUCAUACUAUAUAUCACGAUCCAUUUGAUUUUUGUCCA